This is a messenger RNA of Dryobates pubescens (Downy woodpecker), 736 nucleotides long. It is a transcript of the gene PRELID3B, whose product is annotated as PRELI domain containing 3B. Gene Ontology annotation, cellular component: mitochondrial intermembrane space. Gene Ontology annotation, molecular function: phosphatidic acid transfer activity. The record is from RefSeq and is a predicted model, not a curated record. The transcript is spliced from 6 exons. The coding region runs from base 17 to 655 and encodes 212 amino acids. Gene Ontology annotation, biological process: phospholipid transport. Lineage: Eukaryota; Metazoa; Chordata; Aves; Piciformes; Picidae.
CACCCCCUCCGCUGCCAUGAAGAUCUGGACGUCGGAGCACGUUUUCGAUCACCCCUGGGAAACAGUCACGACGGCUGCCAUGCAGAAAUACCCAAAUCCCAUGAACCCCAGCGUGGUUGGAGUUGACGUGCUGGACAGACAUGUAGACACGAGUGGGAAGUUGCACAGCCACAGGCUCCUCAGUACAGAAUGGGGAAUACCCUCCAUUGUGAAAUCUCUCAUUGGUACAUGCAGAACAAAGACAUAUGUUCAGGAGCACUCUGUUGUUGACCCAGUGGAAAAAACAAUGGAGCUUAAAUCCAGUAAUAUUUCAUUUACAAACCUAGUGUCAGUAGACGAGAGGCUUGUCUAUAAACCACACCCUCAUGAACCAGACAAAACUAUUUUGACACAAGAAGCAAUAAUAUCUGUAAAAGGUGUCAGUCUCAGCAGUUACCUAGAAGGGCUAAUGGCAAACACAAUUUCUUCCAAUGCUAAUAAACAGAUACCAAAACCGGCAGGAAGACAGAAGGCCUCUGCAAAGGACCAAAGUCACCAGCAUUUCCUCAACACCUGCACAGCUUCUGGAGGAUUCUUACUGAGUUUGUGGUUUAGUUUGGCUCUGGACAGAAGGCACAGUGAGAAGCAAUAUACAUACUUAAGUGUAAGGAUUUAAUAAACACCCAAUCUAUAAUAUCUUUAAGCCUUCAGUCCUCAUUAUUGAAAUGACCAAAUUGAUUCUUUAUCAAACAUAAAG